GUUAGCUUUCCGAACCACGCGAUUUUGUAUGGAGCUAUCCUCGUUAUCCAUCUCUCACAUGCACAUCCGUCAAUAAUACGAAGUUCCUCAUUCACCAAGCAGCAGUAUCCAAAUUGGUCAAUACCUUUAUUGGCAUCGCCCACCAUGCCAAUCAGCUCAUUUCCCCCUUUAUAGAUAAACAUCUUUUUCCUUUUAUUAGAUAUGCGAUCGGCCAUUUUACUUGGUCGGUUUUGCGCUCGUCGAGCUUCCCAAACUCCCAAGACUUCUUCUGCGAAUAUUGUCCGAUGGCAUUCGACAUUACGCUUCCGAACCCAGCGCGUUCCGCCGUUGCGAAAUACACAGGCUAAAUUUGGUAGUCGGGUACUCAAAGCCACAACAAAUGCUGCUCUUGGAACUGCUCUUUUCGUCAAGUUAUCCCAAGAUGACAAUGGAGAGUCGGAAAAGACAAGGGAGAAGCGUAUGCUCGAAGUAUCCCAAGAAGAGUUGAGGAAGACAGUUGGUGACGAUGAGAGAGGAGUCUAUCGCUUAGGUCACAGGUUGGUUUUAUUCCUGGACUCUUAUUUCUGGGAGCCUCUAUGUACUGGCGUAAGAUUCAUCGAAUUGGUCUUCAUAUUCAUACCCGUAAUAUUGGCCGUGCCAGCUGUAUGGAUUGGGAGUCGCCAACCGAACCGAGAUAACGAGAGAUCCGGCACAUUAUGGUGGUAUAACUUUCUUGUUAAAGCAAUGGAGAGGGCUGGGCCAGCUUUUAUAAAGCUCGGUCAAUGGGCCGCCUCAAGGUCCGAUAUCUUCCCAACCGAGAUGUGCGAUAUUAUGGCUAAACUCCAUUCCCACGCCCCCGCGCAUUCCCUAGAAGCGACGAUGCGCAUAGUUGAAAAAGCAUUUGAUGGUAGAAAAUUCGUGGAUAUUUUUGAAGAAUUCGACCAGUCGCCUCUUGGUGUCGGUGCUAUUGCUCAGGUAUACAAAGCGAAAUUGAAGCCGGACCUCACCGCGCCAGGUGACGUUGAUAUCGCCGAGACUAGCCGCAAUCUUCGACGACAAGUUCGACGUAACGUAGACACCGUUCUGAAGAGUGUACCGAAGCGCGUCCCCUCCUCUUAUGUCGCCGUCAAAAUUUUACAUCCGCGCGUGGAACGAAUUGUAAGGCGUGAUCUCCGUAUUAUGGGCUUUUUCGCUUCGGUACUUAAUCUUAUACCUACUAUCGAAUGGUUAUCCCUACCUGACGAGGUCACGCAAUUUGGCGAAAUGAUGAAGUUACAACUAGACUUACGGAUAGAAGCUGCCAAUCUUGCUAGGUUCCGAAAGAAUUUUAAAGACCGGACGACAGCCUGGUUCCCGUUCCCAUACCUAGAGUUCACGACGCGCGAGGUCCUUAUUGAGGAAUUCGCACAGGGGAUACCCCUUUCGGAUUUUCUAGAGAACGGCGGAGGAGUUUUCCAACGGGACAUUGCGCAAGAAGGCCUCGACGCCUUUUUACGUAUGCUAUUAAUCGAUAAUUUCGUUCACGCGGACUUACACCCCGGUAAUAUUAUGGUUCGCUUCUAUCAGGCGUGUACGCCCGAUCUUAGUUUACGCGGGUCUGGAAACGGCCAAAAACCCCAAGAGCAGCCCGACGUAACCGAGCAGGUCCUGGAGAGACUCCGCCCGUAUCGCAAGCGAAGAAAUCUCGCGGCAUGGGAAGCGGAGCUGAAAAAGAUCGACGAGGAAGGAUUCAGGCCGCAGCUUAUAUUCAUUGACACUGGGCUUGUGACAGAGCUCAACGAGAAAAAUCGCCGAAACCUCCUAGACCUCUUCCGCGCCAUUGCCGAGUUUGACGGAUACAAGGCAGGUCAUUUAAUGUGUGAACGUUGCCGUCAGCCUGAUGCGGUUAUUGACAAGGAGGUUUUCGCCCUGAAAAUGCAACACCUUGUGUUAAACGUCAAGAGCUCGACUCUCGCUUUGGGUAACGUCAAGAUUGGGGACAUCCUGAAACAGGUCCUAGACAUGGUUAGGGAGCACCAUGUGAGGCUAGAAGGCGAUUUCGUAAAUGUUGUAAUUAGUAUCCUGCUUCUUGAAGGUAUCGGCCGUAGCCUUGACCCCAACGUCGAUUUAUUGAGCAGUUCGUUACCAAUCCUCAGACAACUCGGUACGCAAGGUGGAGCCGAGAUGAUAAAGGGCGGCGAUUUCUCCAUGUUCUUCGUCUGGGCAGGAUUGGAGGCAAGGAGGUUCAUGCAAGCUAGCAUCGAAGAUGUCGAAAGAUGUGUCAAAUACGAUUUACUAUCACCGAAUAUUUAAUCUAUGUACAAGGCUACGCAUAGAUAUGGAGCAGCAUACACAGGCACCGAUAGACGCAAUUAGGCACGGGGCACAUGAACAAUACAAAUCUCCCUAAAAUAUUAUAUUUCAUUAUAAACGUUUCCCAGCUAGAUCAGCCAGAUUCAACGUCUCGCGAAUAAUGCUCAAGUCAUAUGCAAAUAUUUUGGCUAUCAUGUCUACCUAUCUAUUGAAU
Messenger RNA from Daldinia caldariorum, 2485 nucleotides. Its product is annotated as ABC1 family protein. The coding region runs from base 202 to 2271 and encodes 689 amino acids. Lineage: Eukaryota; Fungi; Ascomycota; Sordariomycetes; Xylariales; Hypoxylaceae. The transcript has 3 exons. Gene Ontology annotation, cellular component: mitochondrion. The record is from RefSeq and is a predicted model, not a curated record.